Messenger RNA from Symbiodinium sp. CCMP2456, 1366 nucleotides. The record is from the annotation of a GenBank genome assembly. NCBI's taxonomy places the organism in Eukaryota, Dinophyceae, Suessiales, Symbiodiniaceae.
GUUUGUUCCAAGCCCGUGGGCACCACCUGCUGGACAGCUUGUGCCCACGCCGCAUGCUGUGCCACGCGGUUUUGCUUGGGCUCCGCUUUGGAACCCUCCUUCAGGACAGCAGUCUCCGGGAGCAUCACGGGCCUACGUCUCACCCACGUGCCACUGGCGCAAUGUGGAGGAACAAAGAACGGCUCCUGCCGAUGCAAUGAUGAUGCGAUGCCAGUCACCACCUGCCAUGCGGCUAGCGUCGCAGAGGGCUGUGUCUCCCACUGCACCACCGACUGUGGUUCGGCAGCAGAUUUACCCACCACUGCUGUCCAGUGCUGAUGCAGCCAAGUUUAAAGGAUGCACCCGCCACACCCUUCACACCCUUCCAUCUUCCAAGUCGAUGCAACGACUACACACACAGCCCAGCCAAUCAACAUCUUGGGCGUUUACCAGCCCAUCUACCACCACUGCCACGGCCACUGCCACGGCCCUUUCCGUGGGCUCGGCUCCGGGAAAAUCCGACUUGUCGGAUGAGGAGCUCCGACUCCUGGCCUCGGAGGUGCUCCGCGACUUCGUUGCAAAGUCCUUGCUGAGGAAGCUGAGCAGGGAAGAGCUGGAUGCUCUGCUCAAGGCGCACUUGGGUGACCAGCAUGCACAGCGGAUCAUGGCACAGAGGGCGCACCUCCGUGCCAGCACGGAAAAAGUGAUUUCCAGCUCCACGAGCCUUGGCCAACUGCGCUCCAGUGAAGCGCGGCUCGAGGACGCACAGCAGAAGUUGGCUUUGGCAAAGGCCGAGGCCCUCGACUCUGCACUGCUCGGUCGGAUCCGGGAGAGAGCGGAGGUCGAGGAGGAGAGAGGCGGCGAGCUUGAAGCGACGGAGGCCGAGGCCGAGGCCGAGGCCGAGGCCGAGACGGCGGAAGAAGGCCCGAGCAUGGGCCUCCCGUGGGAGCCGAGGAGUCUUCCGAAGGAUUCCCGCCGGCCCACGGCUCCGAUCUCCAAGAAGUCGCAGGAUGCCUCUGCUCUCGAAGGUGUCAGUCUGGAAGAGCAUUCUGUCGUGUGCCAUGAAAGGUCGAGAUCGAGAUUCGUCGCCGUGAACGAGGAUUUGAGUUACAUAUUUGGCGAGGUCUCAAGUCCCCCCAAUGCAGCAUCGCCACCUCCACCAGAAGCACAUCGCGCCAGACAUGUAUCUCCACCGAGACCUGCGCGCAUAAAGUCUGCGCAUCUUGGCUGCACCCCCCCUCUCCCGGAUCAUAUGGUUCACAGAGCUACUAUUCUUCAGCUCAUUGAUCGUAUCAUUGCAGCCUUCAGCGAGCCAAGGCAAUCAUUGCAUGACGGCUCCAGCACGUAUGCUGCCAACUUGAAGAAUCGAGUUGCUCGGCCAGGAUGA